AAUGAUAUACAUUAUGUAAAAUAACUAAAGUAUCAAAGUAUCGAUUUUUUGAGUUUAGUAUCGAUUCUAGAACAUAAAAUUUUGGUUUCUGUAGUAUCGAUGUUUUAGUAUCGAUCUGCACGUCACUAAUCGGGGUUGUUUUAUGUAAAAAAGGAGCUACAGUGAUACUUGAUGGAGAAUAUCGGGUCAGUCCGGUUCGUCUGGUCUCGUGAAGAUUCCCCUUUAAAUCUGUGGCAGCUCUGACUUCCGGGUGUUCUGGUCCGCCCUCCUUCCGGAACACAAAGCUGCUUUGCAACCGGGUCUUGUGACUGUGUUGCUUCUCUGUCACCAUGACGGUCCUGCUGGGGUUUGCUCUGACUCUGCUGGUUCUUGGCUUCAGCCGGGGCCUUCAGCCCAACUGGGUCCGCGAAGAACCUGAGCUCGUCGCCGUGCCUUCAAAGUUCGGCUCUCUGUGGCCUCUGCCGCAGAAAGUCCAAAUCAACCCGACUUCCUUCAAGUUAAGCUCCGGCAGCUUUCGCAUCAGCGACUCUAAAGGGUCCUCAGCGGGUCCGGGCUGUGUUCUGCUGCAGAACGCCUACAGGAGGUAUUUUGAAUACAUGUUCGGGUCUAAAAAGCAGAAGGUGAACAAAAGCGGGAAGUCUGACCCGUCGGAGCUGUCAGAGCUGCAGGUGUGGAUCACAUCAGCUGACUCUGAGUGUGACGGAUACCCGAGUGCGACUUCUGACGAGUCAUAUGCACUGUCUGUGGAUCAGCCUGUCGCUGUCCUGAAGGCACCAAAGGUCUGGGGAGCCCUGAGAGGUUUGGAAACUUUUAGCCAGUUGGUGUAUGAGGAUGAUUAUGGAGCUCUCAAGCCUGACACUGUAGUUCAUGUGUGGAUGAACGGCGGCGGGUGUGAUAAGGAGAUGGCCAACGUGACGGCAGCGGGAUACACCGCCAUCCUCUCUGCCCCGUGGUACUUAGAUUAUGUUAGCUACGGACAGGACUGGCAGAACUACUACAAGGUUGAACCGCUCAACUUUAAUGGAACUGAAGAACAGAAGAAGCUCGUGAUUGGUGGAGAAGCUUGUUUGUGGGGAGAAUACGUGGAUGCAAGUAAUCUCACACCUCGACUCUGGCCUCGUGCCUGUGCCGUGGCGGAGCGGCUGUGGAGCGCCAAAGACGUGACCGACAUUGGUGACGCCUUCAACAGACUGUCUGCGCACCGCUGCCGUUUGGUGGAGCGCGGGAUCCCAGCUGAGCCGCUGUUUUCCAGCUUUUGUCCGAAAGAGUACAAGGGUCUCUGAGGACAAGAGAGGGGCUGGCCUGGGGACAGAAAAGGGACGAACAAUUGUACACAAUCAACCCCGUGUUUGGGUUUAAAACUGAAAUCAAAAAGCUUAGCUGCCUUUUUAAAGCUUGCACAGAUUUUAAAUGAUUUAUUUUGUUUUCAUAUCGAAGUGAUAACUCUAUGAGUAUACAUGUUGUUUUCAUGACUGUUGAUAAAAUUGUGAAUAAAAUGUUGAAAUAA
Molecule: messenger RNA, 1507 nt
Organism: Austrofundulus limnaeus
Lineage: Eukaryota; Metazoa; Chordata; Actinopteri; Cyprinodontiformes; Rivulidae
Gene: hexb
Product: hexosaminidase B (beta polypeptide)
Biological process (GO): carbohydrate metabolic process; ganglioside catabolic process; glycosaminoglycan metabolic process
Cellular component (GO): lysosome; membrane
Molecular function (GO): beta-N-acetylhexosaminidase activity
Source: RefSeq, a predicted model, not a curated record